This is a messenger RNA of Lachancea fermentati, 765 nucleotides long. The record is from the annotation of a GenBank genome assembly. NCBI's taxonomy places the organism in Eukaryota, Fungi, Ascomycota, Saccharomycetes, Saccharomycetales, Saccharomycetaceae.
AUGAACGUUUCGUCCAGCAAAGUUAACGUUGCAGGUCAUGCUUCACCCUUCUACCAGUCUGAUAAAAGGCACGUAUGCGUAUGUCCCAGUUGUUCAUACAGUGUAAGACAUCAAAGCAUGUUAUCACUUCUAUUCUUCUGGGGUUUCAUACUUCCCAUUUGUUGGCUUAUCAAUCUUGGAUUGUUCAUAUAUGCCCAAUACUGUCUCAAGCAUAAGGUACAAUUCUCAAGUGUUGCUGAGGACGAGUUCCCAACAGCAUACGAGCUUAACGUUUACAGGUCCAAAAUGGUGGUAGCAAACACCGGUCUAGCAGUGCUCAACAAUGACAUUAAACAUCAAAAUACAGACAGAAAUUCAGCAGAGUCGAUUUCUUUGCCUGAGCUGGAGCCAGCAAGUACACAUUGUGACAGUUCCAUUUCUGAUCUGAAUAGCCCAAGUACAUUUCGAACUUCACUUGCCAAUCAUUGUCCAAAUAUCAUAAGGAUCUGUGAUUCAAGUGACCUCAUUGAUCCUGUAUCUAACGAUAUGAGUGCAAGCUCCAUUGACUUAUAUCAUAGUUCUCGCUUGGACUUUUUGACCAAUAUGUCGACAGACGUAAUCGACUUUCAUCACUCCAUGCGAAAAAAGUAUCACACAUGGGCAGGUCGCACAUUACUCUCCUUAGCCGGUUUCCUGGUCAUCCUGCUGAUCGGUAUAGUCGGGGUAGGACGAAAUAGCUCCUCUUCGAACUUCUUGGCUCCAGAAUGGCGCAGUUCCUCGAAAUAA